AGUUUUAAGAAUCUCCAACUUUCGCAUUAGAAGCUUCAAGAAACAAAGGCAAAGAGGAAGACAAGCGCGCGAACAGAGGACCCAAAACGCAGAGCAUAAGCAAACCCUAGCGACCCGAAUGGCCGAGAAAUUGGCUCCAGAGAAGCGCCACAGCUUCGUUCACAAUGGUCAGAAGGUGUUUGAAUGGGACCAAACCCUAGAGGAGGUGAACAUGUACAUAAAUCUGCCCCCAAAUGUUCCUUCAAAGCAAUUUUUUUGCAAAAUCCAGUCGAAGCACGUCGAAGUCGGCAUCAAAGGCAAUCCUCCCUACCUCAAUCAUGAUCUUACUAGCCCAGUGAAGACAGACUGUUCUUUCUGGACACUAGAGGAUGAUAUAAUGCACAUUACACUGCAAAAGAGGGACAAAGGGCAGACAUGGGCUUCACCUAUAGUGGGGGAGGGUCAGCUAGAUCCUUACUCCACUGACCUUGAGCAGAAACGCCUCAUGCUUCAGAGAUUUCAAGAAGAGAACCCUGGUUUUGACUUUUCACAAGCCCAGUUCAAUGGAGACUGCCCUGAUCCGAGGACCUUUAUGGGUGGCAUCCGCUCUGAUUGAUGAGCUUUGUAUGCUGCAUUAGUUGCCUGCAUUAGCCUGGUAUAGCAUCCUGACCAACAUCUAGUAAAUAAGACAAUUUGAUUAGCUGGCCAACUAGGCUUCAUGCAAUCUCUGUACGAACUUCAAUACUACUUACGGUCUGUUGUUUCUUUUUUAUAACUGUAAAGUAACCAACCUAGAUUUUGUGCAAUUCAUCUUCCAGUGUCUGCUUCCUCACUUUACUGCAAUGACACUGCCAAA
Prunus avium (sweet cherry) is the source of this 835-nucleotide messenger RNA. Its product is annotated as HSP20-like chaperones superfamily protein. The record is from RefSeq and is a predicted model, not a curated record. NCBI's taxonomy places the organism in Eukaryota, Viridiplantae, Streptophyta, Magnoliopsida, Rosales, Rosaceae. Gene Ontology annotation, biological process: protein folding. Gene Ontology annotation, cellular component: cytoplasm.